Exophiala aquamarina CBS 119918 is the source of this 1704-nucleotide messenger RNA. RefSeq lists its product as uncharacterized. Bases 1 to 1704 code for a protein of 567 amino acids. Lineage: Eukaryota; Fungi; Ascomycota; Eurotiomycetes; Chaetothyriales; Herpotrichiellaceae. The transcript has a single exon. The record is from RefSeq and is a predicted model, not a curated record. Gene Ontology annotation, biological process: lipid metabolic process.
AUGAGCCAAACAUAUGUAUCAUUGUAUCGGCAGACUUUGGCAUUACGACAACAAAACUAUAAUGCUUCCAUCGCGGCAGGAGAAUAUGUACCAUUCCUCUAUCCUUGGGAUUCGUUCUUCGCGCUGUACCCACUCCUGGCCAUCAUCAUCACUCCAAGACUGCCAGAGAGAUCAAGGAGCCUACUGAGGUACUUGGCCUUUACUCUAGUCUUCUCCCACAGCUGGUACGUGAUCGUUCACCGGAGAACAUUAUGGUUUGCUGGCGGCUAUGGCAUUGGACUGUGCGCAGUCUGGGGUGCGAUCAUGUCUGGUGCUUUAAUGCUAUUUAAUGAUCCUGAACGGGAUUUCUGGAGACUGGAAGCGAGGGAGAUUCAGCUAGACGAUUCAAGUCUUGUUCACCACGCGUCGACAAUAGUAUCUGCUCCCCGGGCUGCCAGUUCACAUGUAGACGUCAGGCGGCGAAAAGUGCCCAGUGUCUAUACUGCAACCAAUAUUGAGCAAAACGAAGUCCCUGGUUCUACUGAGCCAGCCAACAAGCCUUACCAACUGGUAUGGCAAGGCUUUCCCUACAAUGCGGAAUGGAUACAUGUCAUUGAUUGGACUGUGGAUCUCGUUACAGGGUUUCGAGGAGUAAACUGGAAUCAUCGCAUACCUACACUAGCGGGGAUUGAUGCACCCAUUCCUCCAAUGCCCACAAGAGGACAGGAGAAGCCGAUAUCAGAAGUCAAUCUGGAGAGUAAGCCAACAGCAAUACCGAGGCGAACCUUGCAAGCUCUCCAGCGUCGGGCGGUGCAGGACUUUCUAUUCAGCUACCUCAUGCUUGAUGUCCUGAAGACAUCAAUGGUAACCGACCCAUACUUUUUGGGUCUGGGAGACCUGAACAGUCCAAGUCCAUGGUUGUGGCUAUCGCACUUGACUGAGGCAGUGCCAUUUGCGACCCGAUUCUUGCGACUCGGGAUGUCCAUGGCCGGAGUAGUGGCAGCGUUGACCUUUAUUUUCAGUCUCAGCCCAUUAUUUUUCACUCUUGUUCUUCCGGCGCUGGUGGAUGUGCCCAAAGUCACCAAGUCACCUCUACUGGAGCCCUGGCUGUACCCGCCCCAGUGGCAUCCUUUGACGACUUCAGUGCUGCAUACUGGACUGGCAGGCUUUUGGGGCAAAUUCUGGCAUCAAAUGUUUCGUUAUGGGUUUUCUCAGCCAUCACGAGUCCUCAUACGGAGACUGGAGUUGGACCCGAGUGGCAAUGGAGCUCGAAUAAUUCAACUCCUGACAGCAUUCGCCCUGUCAGGUUCGGUCCAUGCAGCGGGGAGUUUCACGGCAUUUUCACUUGUACAAACGCAUCCAGUAUCGGGUUCUCUUUUAUUCUUCAUCUUGCAGGCAUUUGGGGUGUUUACACAGACACUGGGGGUCAAGAUCUUGCACACGCAGAUUCCCAUGACAAAAUCUCUGCCACAAGUCGUGCGUCAGACAGCGAAUGCUGCUGUGACUCUGGGCUUCCUUUAUUUCACAGGGCCAUUACUGGCAAAUGAUUUUGCACAGUCUGGCAUCUGGUUGUUUGAGCCCGUUCCUGUCAGCAUUCUUCGAGGGCUUGGAUUUGGACCCGGGGGAAAGGAUGAAGGGCUUUGGGCAUGGUCUCAAGACGGUUCGACAUGGGUAGGGUGGUGGACUGGGAGGGGCUGGUGGGAAACUGGUUUGGCCAUAUUCUAG